Messenger RNA from Fusarium poae, 1377 nucleotides. RefSeq lists its product as uncharacterized. The coding region runs from base 1 to 1377 and encodes 458 amino acids. The record is from RefSeq and is a predicted model, not a curated record. The transcript has a single exon. Lineage: Eukaryota; Fungi; Ascomycota; Sordariomycetes; Hypocreales; Nectriaceae.
AUGGCAUCCUACUAUCCUGAAGGCGAGUGCUACUUUGUUAGAAGCUCCCUCAGACUACCCAACAAUUGGAAUGCCAAUAACAGACAACACUUCUACAGCCAUAUCCUAGUAGAGUACUACUGGAAUGGCUGGACCGCGACUGGCACCCAAAGCAGGUUUCAUCCAAGAUCUGAAUGGAGACAAGGAACCGCUCAAGGUCUUCACAAUACGCGUUACGGCGAUUGGGACAGAUUCUGGGUGGGUGAAAGUAGAGACAGGAGCCCUGCCAAUAUGCUUGCCAUGCACAGCCACCCCAACAGUCUCAACUGGAAUGAAUGCCGUGAUCACAAUAAUGGCGCACCACGCAAGUACAUCCUACGUCCCAUUCAAAUCCAGCACAGGAAUACAGAGUGGCUUUGGAUCGACGCUACAGUCCCUCUCAGAGCCAUCUACUUCCCUGUCGCCCAUCAGACGGACCAGGCGUUCUCCAACCUGUGUACCUACGUCGUAAUCGACUUUAGACACAGAGAGCAGGUCCAAUUGAUAGACAUACACGGCCGGUCAUCCGUCGUUAUUAAUACGACGUCGCACGGCGGUCUUGGUCGAUCAGAUCAUUUUACCUGGGGCUUCCACAUCCCAGACAUCAUUGCCUACCUUACUAUACCCCACAAACUUCGCAAUCCAGACUAUCGACUGUUCAACUCCAAGAACCGACGCGAUGAUUUGGUUGUGUUUGCUCCCUCGUCGCUCGCCUGGAGAAGCAACAGUUCGGUCAUACGCCACCCCGAUUUCUUCCGCGAGAUUGACUUUGCCAAUGUCCUCAGCGCAACCUUUGGAGUCGAGGUUGGCUGGCGGCCUUAUGAGCCAUCCAACUUCCUCAGAAACUUGAUCAUCGAUCUUGUCAACCUCGGUCUCGGUUUCAUUCCAGGCGUCGGGCCCCUUCUCUCUGUUGCGUUCGGUAUAGCCGUGCAGCUGCUCGAGGAUCCCGAUUCUUUCAGACUUGAAAAUAUUCUCGAGCUCAACCAGGCGGCCAUGGAUAAUGUGACUAGAUCCGCGCCCAGGCACCAGAAGUACCUUGCACCUGGUUUCAUGGGUAAAGGGCGCGGUCGCCAGGCACCGGUUACCCUGAGCGAUGAUGAGCGGGCUAGUCGACAGAAGUAUGGCGAGGAGUUGAAUGAGAAGCUUACCAAUGAGCUGAAGCCACAGACGGUGAUUCGGUCUUUGUUGGAGCGGGAGUUGUUAUUGUAUGGGGCUGAUAGUAUGAAAGGUGUCAAGGAAGAUGAACAAGCCGAGAUCGAGACGGUCCCAGUCGAUGGUGCGGAGGAGAACAAGGAGAUCGAAGGAGGAGAUGACGACAAGGAGGUUGAAGGCGAGAGUGAGGACAAGAAAGACGAGUGA